Molecule: messenger RNA, 5938 nt
Organism: Mercenaria mercenaria
Lineage: Eukaryota; Metazoa; Mollusca; Bivalvia; Venerida; Veneridae
Exons: 3
Coding region: 586-3717 (1043 amino acids)
Source: RefSeq, a predicted model, not a curated record
UUGAAAAACGUUCGAUAACGUCUUAAUGAUUUUUGGGGUAAAAACUGACCAGUGGUAUUGUGUAAUCUUGCGCAGUAUGGCUUUAUUGCAUAACAGACCGCAAUCUUUGAUUGCACAUAAUAAAGUUAGGCUGGACGAAUCGGAUACCUGAACGAAAAUAUGUACAAUUAUCCCGGGGCUAUUUAUGCGCAUUUAUGUGUAAUGUAUAACGGACCAAUAUACGAAAACUGACCUUUACUUACGUGUAUGUUUAAUCGGGACAUUGAUGUAUAUUUUUGUUUACACUUUUGUUAGAAGGAUCUAUAGUGCACUAUUAUCUUUCAUGUUACAAGUUUUAUACGAAGUUGAUCAUCACGUGCAAUGACAACUAUGAAUGAUGUAUUUUUACUCGUGCACGGAGGCUGAAACUACCUUCAAACAGAAUUGUCCGCCUGUGUGGUCUGCAGAAGUCGUAUAAGACAGAUAUUGCGAAUCUAUUUGGAACGAUUCUCAAAUGAAGAACCGCAUUUGAUGUAUUUUUCAUUCUGUGAGCGGACGCUAAGGAGAAGUUACAACAUUGGAACAACGUGAAAAUAGAAAGAAAAAAUGAAUAGCCAAAAAGAAGAAUUCAGUAACAUCUCGGGUACGGAUAAAGAGGUGCUACAAUCACGUGACAACGAGAGCCAUUAUUCAAAUGAUCAGACCCUGUCAGGUGAACACGGCGGCGUUGACAACAACAUAUCGUCAGGAAAAGAGUGUAAUAUAGGUUUAGCAAGAGAAAAACUCAGUGAUACUGUAUACGACCUCUCAGAAUAUUGCGAUACCACAGAUGAAAAUAACGCUCAACGUGAUACAAAUAAGCAUAGUAAUAUAUUGGAAGAAGGACUGUAUGACGGUGAUAUUGCGGAGAUUUAUCUUGGCGAGGGGAUUGGAAGUGUUGAAAAAAUAAAGAGCUCUGAAGGAAGUGACAGUAAUUUAAGUGAAAUGACCAACUCUUUUGGACCGAUGGAAGACAGUGAAGUAGAUCUCAAAGCCAACAGUUUAUCUCCAAACAAAAACCAAGAACUUUUACCAAGUGGAAGUGACAGUGCGCAGUCAAGUGUUGCGCAGAUCGAUGUGGCUAAACUUAAAAUAAUUAACCAAACUGGUUGCCCAAAUGAAACCAGGAAACGACCGCUAUCACCUAAUGAUUUCCCAGAGAACACUUUAGACAGCAAAAGAGUGAAGUCAGAACCCGUUACGUACUUUGACCAUAGUCUAGAUUCAGAUGCCAAUAAGGGUAACAAUAAUGAUGGUGUUAUAGAUCUCUGUCCCCCGGUUGCUAUUGUGGCUCCUUUAGGGUUCUGUGAAGAUAUAUUUAUUGACGAUGUAGCAUCAGUUAAAAACACGAAAGAUGAAACAAAUUGCGUGAAAAAUGAUAUCUCUUCUAUAUUGGAUUCUCUCGAUCAAGAUGAUGAUAAAAAUUUGUCAAUGUUUGAUUCUGUGUUUGAAAAAAUGAAAACAGACAUUAUUGAAGGACAAUCAUUUAAAACACUUGAUGACGGGAAAUGGACAUUUGAUGGAAAACCAUCUAAUGUUAUUGAAAAUUUUUCAAAAGUUACUAAAGUUUAUAAAAAUGAAGACAGAUGCGAAAAUCAGAAUGUAACGAAAACAGAUAAAGAUUUGUCUAAAAAAACUGAGUUUAAAAGAGCGAAUUCAGUGGAGCAUGAUAUUGAAGACUUUGAAAAAGUGCUUAACAGUGUGAUUGCAAAUGCCAGUAGAUUCCCUAAAGGAAACGAAGGCGUAAUGCAUAAAUUUAGUACUUCACUGCCAGUACCUGGGAUACAAAGUUCUAUACACAGUAAACAGUGCAAACAGCCGUGCAGUCAUGUUUCAAAUUCAGAUCUACUGCGAGAGCUGUUAGAUCAGAAAUCUGACACCCAUGAUACACAAACUAAAACAAGACAAGAAAUUGACUUAUCCUUUUUGCAUUCUGAUCUCAUUUCGGGCAAAGGCUUGUCUGUAUCAAGUGAUAAAAUUCUGCAAACAAGAACUAUAGAUCCUCGUUUGACAAGUAUUCCGCACGUCGAACAAGUCUUAAACAUAGGUCAAGCAAAACUUGGUCAUGACAUAAGAGAGAAUAACCAAAUUUCAAAUCAUAAAUCUAAUGCCAUUAAAUUGCUGGAGGGCGAUCACAUAUCUCUCGCUGAACAACGGCGGGCAAGUGUCACAUUACAUCAUAAAGUUCCUUCACAUGAACAACAGACUCAUCAAAGCAAUAUGUUUAACGAGGGUAGUGGAGAUGCUUCAAGUAUAAUAAAGGAGGCCUUUGACUUUGCAACUGAAAUCUCUGACUUAACAAAUGAUGAAAGUGAUAGUGUAUCGUCGCAACCUGCUAAUUCGGUGCCAUUUGACGCUCGGCAACAAAUGUUAACAAUUGGUGCACUGCAUUCUAGUCCACAAAAUGAAAAUUAUUUGAAUAGAAACAGUUACAAUAAGAAUCUGAAGAUUGAUCCUAUGCAAAAUCAACAAAUGUUACGUAACUCUAGGAUGCAAGAAAUGCAUUCUGGAAAUGGUUUACUAACAUUUGCAAAUCCCAACGGUAUUCCGACAUCCGACCCAAACCUGCCUCCCCAACUCGCCGGUCCGUUUAUGAACUCACCUGAAAAUCCGAAUGCAAGAUCUCACGACAUUCGGCAACAGCAUGAUCCCAAUCAGAGGGCAGCACUUCUUUCUAGAAAGGUAGAGAAUAUGUCGCCACAUGGAAAUCGAUUACUUUCUGCCAACAGUGAAAUGCAAUCAUUAAAGGGAUCAUUUGAACACAUGCAGAAUCCAAACAUGAUGCACACAAAUCCAAUGAAACAGUUACAUAUGGGUCCAAUGGACCCUUCACGCAACACAAACAUGGCUCAAAGGCAGACUCCGCCUUACAUGGGCCAUAACAUUUCAGCUGGGUACCCGACAACUGUUGCUGCACGUGCAAAUCAACUGCCCAGAAGCAACAUCUCUGAUUUAGGACUUCAUUCGCAAGAGAAAAUGCACAGUUAUCGUUAUGAACCAGGCUUGCCAAUGAAUCAGAUGAGCAGAGCAAUGAUUCCGCCUGAAAAUAAUUAUUCUAUGGGUAUGCAAGAGAGAAUCAGGGCUAUGAACGUACAGCAAUGGUACAGGCGUCGUAUGCAGGCGCAAAUGAACAGGCAAGUGAAUCCACAGACACAGAUGAUGCGUCAACCAAUGCCGCAAACACAAGGGAUGGGAUCGCAUAUGAUACCACAUAGUCACGGAAUGGGAUUGCACCCUAAUACACAGGGACAAGGAUUGCGGAUGAGACAGCGUCAUUUAUACCAGGGGACUGGUUCUGGCUCCCAAAUGAUGCUUCCGGAACAGGGUGUUGAUCCACAGUUAAGAGCUAUGCAAACACAAGUUGGUCAUAAUACUCAUAUGAAUAACUCAAAUACAACUGACAACCAAAGAAUUCAACCACAUGUUUUCUCUCAGGGUCAAGGUCAAGAUCAAAUGAAUUUUGAAACUCAGAAUCUCAGGCAUAUGCAAUAUGGACAGCAGGUGAACCAACAAAAUAAAGUGGCUGAGUCUGAAGCGGUAAAUCCUAUGUAUAUACCAAGACCAUUUUCUGCCGAAGGAAUGGUAGAUAAUACGAACAGCAAUACUGCACCGCUCAGAGAACUCAGUCAACAGUUUGAUGUUAAACGUGACACAUUUAAUUCUCAGCCUGUCCAGGACAUGUUUCCUUUCAAUAUUUAAAGAAAUGCAACCACAGGCUAGUGCAGUUUAGCAUUUUGUGUAUAGGGUAUCAGUUUGAAAAUAAUGUUUAGUUAUCUGUGAUUGAUGUUGAAUUUUAAUGGUGAUAGAUUUGUUUUCGUUGUUUACUGCCAUUAUGAUAUAUAUCGAAGCAAUAAGAUAUUGUAACUUUUGUUAAAACUUGAAAUGGUUGGGAAUAAGAAAUGUAGUGUUUUUUAAACUAAUUUAACUGCCUUUGGUAUUUGUAUUUGAACAUAUUGAGGUAUUGUUUUUUUUCUCAGGAAACUAUUUUAAUGUCAUUUUUCAUACGGGUAUUUUUAUAUAUUGUAUUUAUGUAGGAAGAUUAUAUUGAAACAUACUUUGGAAGAUAGUAGACAAUAUCUAUAGACUUCGGUAAAAAGUUCUAUGUCCGCUUUGGAGAAUUUUACUAAAUGCCGGCCGGUCUCUCUGUCUGUCGACCGGUCUGUCAGUCGGUACCGAUUGAUAACUAGGUAACACUUAGCUCUACCACUGUUAAAUGCCUGUAUAUUCAGUAUAUGAUCCAGAUUGUUUUGAGGUCAGUAAUCUUGUGACCGAAAACGGUUUCCGAUCAUUUACUUAAUAACGAUUGUCCCGCAUUUAUCAAACUUCGAAGCAUGCUUGCCUGUACACAGCAAAAGCCUUCAGUUGUUUUAGGGUCAGUAGGUCAAAGGUCAAUGUCACAGUGACCUAUUUCCUUUCAAUAACUACAUAAAACUAUGCAUAACUUAGGAUGAAUGUCUAUCGUCAAUUAAUUAGUUCUUAUUGUUAUUCACAAAUGGUUCCUAUUGUUUUAUGUUCAGUACAUCAAAAGUCAAAGUUACAGUUACCUUGAGAUUAAAACAUUAAACCUUUAAAAUGAGUACUAACAUAUUGAGAAAGUGCUCAACUUUCAGCCUUGCGGUUCGACGUCAAGGUCAUCAAAUAUUAAAUUUUAUAUAAGGGCAAACAGAUUUUUAUGGUAUAAGCUAUUAGUCACACCGUUUGUGGGAAACGUAUAAUUUCCCGUAAAACAAUCCUAAAAUUAUUUUCUUUUGACCAAAGGAAGAGGUUGCGAGUUUGAUUCUCGGACGGGGUGAAUGUUUUACAUGACAAAAGACAGUUUGUUUGAAGUCGUUCGUCCUCUACCUUUUAUUGAUGGAGGAAAGUUGUCAGUUGUUUUCACAAAACAUGUCAGCAACAAACGUUUGAUAUUAAUGCGCAUGCGCGAGGUUUUUCGUUCAUACAUUUUAACAUGUAAGUUCACACCACCAAAGUGGUCUUUGUUGACGGGUUGUCUCUCAACACAGGUGAUUUUAUAUUAUUUAUAUUUGAAUUGGAAGAGACACAGCGGCCUUUAUGAUCAGGGCCUUUAUUACCACAUGUUUGACAGUUUAUGCAUGUGCAUAAUCUAAUACUUCCUUUGUUUAUAUAGUGUUUUUGAUCGUGUUCUGGAAUUGAUUUAGCGCCGUAGCCUGGUUCAUUUUAUGGAUAAAUAAAUGAAAAUUCAAAAACUAAUUGCGUUAUCAACCUUCCGUUUCCAGGAACUGUUGAAAUAUUUCUAUCAUAUCGACGUUCUUUUAUUGACGUUUUAUCAACACAAGAGUGCCAUAAUGCAUAAAUAUUUCAUGUUAUUGCUAAAAUAACCAUAAAAUAAUGUAAAUAACUUGAACACUGUAAUUUAUGUUUUCAGUCUAUUUUUAAAUAAAAACAACCUACAUACAAACACGUUUGUAAAAACCACCUAGGGGAAAUGAAAAAAGUUGUCUUUGUUGACAGGUGGUCUGUAUAUAUAUACAGGGUUUACACUAUUAAUGGAAUAACGGGAGAAGAAAAUAGUGACCUCUAUAAGCAGGUGAUAUUUAGCACGGGUUUUACUGUAUUUAGAUCGAGUAUAUCUUAUUUUAACUGAUACCCUGCUAAAUUUCUGUAAUGAACUUGUCCAUCUUUUAAUUUGGACAGUUUACCAUUAACUGUUAAAAGGGAUACCUAUCAAAAUAAACCGACUGAAUGGCGAACAGUGCAGAUCAUGUUCAGACUGUACGGGUGUGCAGGCUGAUCAUGAUCUACACUGGUCGCAAUCGUGUUUAGCAUGACAAGGGUUAGAGCGUUGUGGAAUAUUUUUAAAAUGUGUCUCGAAAUACUGAAUUCAUGCGUUUAGGGCUAAAUAAAAGAGCUAUUCCACAUUAUAUGUAUAUUUUAUACUUUGUACAUUUUUAUGAAAUUA